UACUAUUUUGAGGGUUACCUUUUCUAAGGCAUAUUUAACUUUUUUACCUACCACGAAGGCCUAAGGCCUAAACACCCAUUGGGUACCGUGGGGCUAUAGGGGGAUACAGGGGAAAGGGGGAACGCCACACGGGCGAGGGAACACGUGUGCAUGCAACAUGCACACAUUCUGGCUCCGCCUACGAGAUCCGCCGGGUGGUAUCUCCACGUUCGACAGUCAGAGACCGUCUACCACCUACGGACAAUCACAACAUCCAUAGACAAGAGAAAAAGCGCACGGCGACUGAUCAGGAGACCGUAGAGUCUACUACAGCGGCCA
Messenger RNA from Acanthoscelides obtectus, 318 nucleotides. The record is from the annotation of a GenBank genome assembly. NCBI's taxonomy places the organism in Eukaryota, Metazoa, Arthropoda, Insecta, Coleoptera, Chrysomelidae.